This is a messenger RNA of Parnassius mnemosyne (clouded apollo), 489 nucleotides long. The record is from the annotation of a GenBank genome assembly. Lineage: Eukaryota; Metazoa; Arthropoda; Insecta; Lepidoptera; Papilionidae.
AUGUUGCAGGGGAUUUUGAUAAGUUUAUUUUUAUACUCUUUCGCUAUGUGUUAUCCGCAAUUGUUCGAGGAAAAGAAUUUCAAAAUUGGAAUUGAAUAUGAUCACUCUUUGCCAAUGAGCGGCGGCUCCGACAGAUUCAGGCACAGGAACAACUACGACCCCUUCUUUGUAACUGUCACAGCUUCAGCUAAAAAAGGCUACGUGAUCUCUUACUUGGAGGUAUCAGCGAUAACGGACGCAUCGGGAGAGGUCACCUUCGAGCUGAUUCGAGGUCAGACUGGUUCACGGAACGUAGUCUUCCAGCUGGUGUCCAACCACAGUGACUUCCUCGCGUACUCCUACUUGGCGUACGGCAUCAGUGAAGAGGAGUACAAAAAGGUCGCGAAUGUCAUAUCUCUACCAGUAACAAAUAAAGGCAAUGUACCAGGCUACAGUUUAAGCAUCAUUUUAUUUAGUCUUUUAAUUGCUAAACUUAAUUUAAUGUCAUAA